This is a messenger RNA of Pestalotiopsis fici W106-1, 852 nucleotides long. RefSeq lists its product as uncharacterized. The transcript has 2 exons. Gene Ontology annotation, cellular component: membrane. NCBI's taxonomy places the organism in Eukaryota, Fungi, Ascomycota, Sordariomycetes, Amphisphaeriales, Sporocadaceae. The coding region runs from base 1 to 852 and encodes 283 amino acids. The record is from RefSeq and is a predicted model, not a curated record.
AUGCCCACGACAGAGGAGGACCGCGAUGGCAAGAAUCGCAACUUUGAUCUUAUAAGACGUGGUUCCAAGCAACCCACACCAUGGGGGACAGCCACUUUUAUUGGCCUACGACUACUCGACCUGCCUUGGCAAUAUCACCUCCUACGCAAUGGAGCGGCCGAGGGUGCACUCAGCGCCGUGGGCCUCCCCUUCCUUGUAGGGGGAACGCAGACGACAGCGGCAACGCUCGCCGCCAAAGGCAUCUCCUGGCUGGCGCCCUUGGACCUACCUCUUCCGCGCCUCAUCCUGCUCGCCAUGGCUACGGGGUCCACCCUCAAACAGAUCCUAUGGCAGACGUGUCUAAGCCAGGAGGAGUUUCCCCCGAGCGCCGCGGCCCUGGUGAGCGGGUACAAUACGCUAAUCAACACGGCCAACACGCUGCUCCUCGUGUGCGCGUCAACGUCGUCCCUGGGCUCCCGCGGCCCGCGCGUGCUGGUCCUGGGCACCGAGCUGCCGCUGUCUGUCGUGGUGGGCUCGCUGGCGUAUCUGGUCGGCAUCACUACUGAGACCCUCUCCGAGAUUCAGCGCAUCCGGUUCAAGAAGGACCCUCGCAACGAGGGUAAGCUGUGCAAAGUUGGUCUCUGGAGCUGGGCGCGCCACAUCAACUACUUUGGCUAUGCGCUCUGGCGCGGAGGCUAUUGCAUGGUCGCAUCCGGAUGGAUUGGUGGAUUGGCCAUGGGACUUUUCCAAGGCUGGGACCUUGGCUCACGGGCAAGCGAUACGUUGGAAGAAUAUUGCAGUAACAAAUACGGUGAGCAGUGGCUGCAAUUUAAAAGGGAUGUGCCGUACCGGAUUGUACCGGGAAUCUUCUGA